AUCCUUCCUGCAUGCUCCACAGCUGCAGCAUAGGGUUUUUGUAAAAGAAGGAGAGCAGGCAGUGUAGUUGAAAGCAUUGUUUUAAUUGUUUGGUGCUUUUUAGCAUAUAUAUAUACAUAUAUAUAUAUAUAUAUAGAAAUAUAUAUAGAAAUAUAUAUACUCAGUUCUGUUAGAGAUUAAAAGUAAGAGCUCAACUACAAUGGGUCCGCAGGAUGGAGUAUCAUAUUGAUUUCUACAAACAUUUUGCCUGGCUCAGAAAGGAAAACCUCAGCUCUAACAACAACACUGAGUCCCACCAGGAGCGGUUAUCACGUCUGGAGGGAGACAAAGAAUCACUGAUUCUGCAGGUGAGUGUGCUGACAGACCAGGUGGAGGCUCAAGGGGUGAAGAUCUACAAUUUGGAGAGUUCUUUGGUGGAGCAUCAACACAAACUCAACUGCACAGAGGAUAUGCUACAACAGGAGCUUGUGCACAGGACGUCACUUGAGAAACAGAAGCUGAAUCUUAUGGGGGAGGUUUCUUAUCUGAAACUGAAGCUAGCUGACAUGGAGGGAAAGCAGGUACUUGGGGCCGAGAGGCAGCACAAGGCAGAGUCUGUAGUGAAUUUUAUUAGUGAACUGCAGGAGCAGAUGUGUCAGUUUCAGAAGGAGAUCAAUAGCAAGAUCCAGGAGAAAAAGCCCUUGGAGAUCUCGACUGACAGCAAGUUUUCAGUGCUGUGCCUCACUGAGUCCGCUGCAGGCCGAGGCAAAAACAUCAUGGUGUCCUGUGAUGGUCCCUCGGGGGGUAUGCACAAGAAAGAGGGGACUCCAGACAGACCUUUGGGGAACCUGAGAGAGGGUAGCUCAGAUGCAGAGCAGCGGUGCCACUGUGGAGGAGAAAGUGUUUUGCUAAAAGAACUCAGAAUUCUCAAGGACAAAGUACAGUAUCUUGAGGACCAGAAGUUACAGUAUGAAAAGAAGCUCAAGGAAACCAAGGCAGAAAUCUGCAGCCUUCAGCAGCUUCUGCUCAGUAAGAAUGCAGAGAUCGAAAGCUUGCACACUCAGUUGCUGGCUAGACCUCCUCUGACCCCAGAGAUCUCAGAGAGAGAGGAGAUGUACAGGAAGAGGCUAAACACCAAAUAUCAAGAACUACAAAGACUUCGCAGUGGAAUGAAGUCACUGGUUGCUGCCAAUGAUGUAAAGGACAAACAGAUUGAGGAGCUCACUCUGCUCCUGAAUCAGUGCCGACAGUUCAGAGAGGUUACCCACAUCUCAAGACAAGCUCCAUCUGCUGUUCUUUCCUCGUCAAAUGGUCGGACUGCUUCAAGUAGCAGUGAGGAAGUAGACCACGUGCUGACCAAGACUGUUGACUCUGCCAGUUCCAAAUCUGAUGAUGUGAAGUCUCAAGUUUCAACAAGUAGUUCAUCCUCCCAGCAAACAUCCUUUCAGUCAAUUCAGAAAGAUGGUGAUUCCAGAAUAGAGCCACAGACUUUAUCAAGUAGCUUGAAUGACAUAACAAAUGGACAUUCACCAAAGUUUCUGCAUGGUGGUUUGGAUGAUGGUAGAAGUCAGACUUUGCCUGUGAAUUCAACUCUCCAGGAACAAAAUGAGAUUGGUGAUGCAGAUAUUGAGAGUCAAAAACAUCCAGAUGGGAGUGAAGAUGGAGACUCCUGCCAAAGAAAGUUAAAGAAAGCCAAUGACUGCACAACCAGUGAGAAUUCCCCUGUUCAUUGUGAGGCACAUGCACAGCCUGGCCAGCGAGCUGUGGGAUCUCCUGAAUACAUAAAGAACAAUAGGAGCUUCAAGAGAUUUUGGGGAAAGCUUCGAAGAACACAGUCUGGGGGCUUCCAGCCUGCAGAUCCAGAUGCCGGCCCAUUUAGAAGAGGUGGCUUGCGUGCAACAGCAGGGCCUAGACUUACCCGAACUCCUGAAUCUAACACCACACGUGAUCUGAAUAUUCCAUUCAGCCAAUGGACCAAGGAGCAGGUGUGUGGCUGGCUUGAGGACUAUGGACUUGGUCUAUACAUUAAUCUCACCAGACAGUGGGUUGAAAAUGGGCAGACACUUUUGUCAGCCACACCUCAAGAUUUUGAGAAGGAGAUGGGCAUGAAGCAUCCCCUUCACAGGAAAAAGCUGCAACUUGCUUUGAGGGCCUUUACUUCUAAAGUUGCAGAGAAAUCUGCAGAGCUGGACCACAUCUGGGUCACCCGCUGGCUGGAUGAUAUCGGAUUGCCUCAGUAUAAAGACCAAUUCCAUGAGGCUAGAGUAGAUGGUCGGAUGAUACAGUAUCUCACUGUGAAUGAUCUCCUGACUCUAAAAGUCACCAGCCAGCUUCAUCAUCUCAGCAUUAAAUGUGCUAUUCAUGUCCUUCAUGCCAAUAAGUUCAACCCAAACUGUCUUCGACGGAGGCCAGGUGAAGAGAAACACCCCUCACCUUCAGAGGUAGUACAGUGGUCAAACCACUGUGUAAUGGAGUGGCUAAGAGCAGUUGAUCUUGCUGAGUAUGCUCCUAAUCUACGGGGGAGUGGUGUUCAUGGUGGCCUGAUUAUCUUGGAGCCUCGCUUCAGUUCUGAGACAUUGGCAUUGCUUUUAAACAUUCCUCCACAGAAGACUUUGCUCCGACGUCAUCUUGCCACUGCCUUUGCUACCCUGGUUGGGCCUCAAGCCAUGCAGGAGAAACGAGAGUAUGGUAACGCCACAGGCCAUGUACCACUAACUACCACUGCUAAAGUUAAACCAAAGAAGCUGGGCUUCACCCAAUUCAGUCAUCUCAGAAAAAGGAAACCGGAUGAAUCUGCAGAUUACAUCUGCCCAAUAGACAGUGAGGCAGUAACAGGCAACAGGGUUUCUCAAUUGCUCUCUCCAGCACACAGAGGCUUUAGCUCAACUUUGGACAGAGAAGUUGAAAAGUGGCAACCGGCAGCUGUGAAAGCUCAAACUGAUGGUCCAGAUAAUACCUGAAUAAACAUUCUCUCUGCUAUUUACUGAUUUACAGUUUGCAAAAUAAUCUGAAUUUCCACCAGGAUGUAUUCAUGCUAGGAUUUGCUGGAUGGUGAAGACAUUAUGAAUGCAUGUAAUUAUGAAUGCAUGUAACACGUGUUUUAUUUGUCAUUGACUUUUUGAUCAGAUGUAAUUUUUAAAAUAUCAGUAUUUAAGAUGUAAAGAUGGCUUAUACUAUGUAAAUAUUAUUGAAAAUGCUGUUUCCUGCAUUCCGUAUGAAGAUUGAUUCCAAAGCUUGCUUUAAAACAGUUUUAUUGAUAAUUUUGUACCUAAAUGUAUGUAUAUGUUUUGAUCUAUAUCAGAAUUGUCUGCACAGCAAAAUAAUUGAGGUACUUCAAGUCAGGUACUUCAUGAUUGUUUCAUUAUCUUUUUAGAAAUUUCUAAUUUUGUCUUUUUAUUCAGUAUUUUAGACCUUAAAAUAAAGCUAUUUUGCAAAUACGUCUAAUUAAAGCAUUAACCUUAA
Messenger RNA from Girardinichthys multiradiatus, 3441 nucleotides. RefSeq names its product PPFIA binding protein 2a (gene ppfibp2a). Gene Ontology annotation, biological process: neuromuscular junction development. The coding region runs from base 213 to 2939 and encodes 908 amino acids. Gene Ontology annotation, molecular function: protein binding. Gene Ontology annotation, cellular component: presynaptic active zone. NCBI's taxonomy places the organism in Eukaryota, Metazoa, Chordata, Actinopteri, Cyprinodontiformes, Goodeidae. The record is from RefSeq and is a predicted model, not a curated record. The transcript is spliced from 23 exons.